CAUAUCACUGCAGCCAGCUCAGACCCGCCUCCCAACUGACUCCAGCUUCCCUGCUCUCCACUCAGCAAAAGCAUCAGAGUACAAGAAGCUCUGCUAGCACCCACACUCCUAGCCAAGAGGAGUCCAUUUCUGAUAGAAGCUGCCCAUCUUCAAGGAAAGAUGACCCAGAGGACUACCCUGGUGCUCCUUGCUCUAGCUGUCAUCACCAUCUUUGCCUUGGUCUGUGUCUUGUUAGCUGGUAGGAGUGGAGAUGGGGGUGGGCUGAGCCAGCCUCCCCAUUGCCCCUCCAUUCCUCCUACUGCCCAGCCCUGGACAAAUCCUGGUCAGAGCCAGCUGUUUGCAGACCUGAGCCCUGAGGAGCUAACAGCUGUGAUGAGCUUUCUGACCAAGCACCUGGGGCCAGGGCUGGUGGAUCCAGGCCAGGCUCAGCCCUCGGACAACUGCGUCUUCUCAGUGGAGCUGCAGCUGCCUGCCAAGGCUGCAGCCCUGGCCUACCUGGACAGAGGGGGCCCCCCACCUGCCCGGGAGGCGCUGGCCAUCAUCUUCUUUGGUGCACAACCCCAGCCCAAUGUGACUGAGCUGGUGGUGGGGCCCCUGCCUCGGCCGUCCUACAUGCGGGAUGUGACUGUGGAGCGACAUGGUGGCCCCCUGCCCUAUUACCGGCGUCCUGUGACAGCCAGAGAGUAUCAUGAUAUCAACCAGAUGAUCUUCCACAAAGAGCUGCCCCAGGUGUCUGGACUCCUCCACCAUUGUUGCUUCUACAAACACCGGGGACACAACCUGCUAACAAUGACCGCAGCACCCCGUGGUCUGCAAUCAGGCGACCGGGCCACCUGGUUUGGUGUGUAUUACAACCUCUCAGGGGCUGGGUUUUACCCACACCCUAUUGGCUUGGAGCUCCUGGUGAACCACAAGGCCCUGGACCCGUCCCUCUGGACCAUCCAGAAAGUAUUCUAUCAAGGCCGCUACUUUGACAGUCUGGCUCAGCUGGAGGAUUACUUUGAGACUGGCCUGAUAAAUGUGGUAUUGGUACCAGACAAUGGCACAGGUGGGUCCUGGUCCCUAAAAUCCCCAGUGCCACCAGGCCCAGCUCCUCCUUUGCAGUUCCAUCCCCAGGGGCCCCGCUUCAGUGUCCAGGGAUACCGAGUGGCCUCCUCACUGUGGACUUUCUCUUUUGGCCUUGGAGCUUACAAUGGCCCAAGGGUCUUUGAUGUUCGCUUUCAAGGGAAGAGGGUGGCCUAUGAAAUCAGUGUCCAGGAGGCCAUAGCCCUGUACGGUGGCAAUUCUCCAGCAGCAAUGUUGACCUGCUACAUGGAUGGUAACUUUGGCAUUGGAAAGUAUUCUACAUCCCUGACGCGCGGGGUGGACUGUCCUUACCUUGCCACCUACUUGGACUGGCAUUACCUUCUGGAAUCUCAGACCCCCAAGACACUACGUGAUGCGUUUUGUGUGUUCGAACAUAACCAGGGCCUCCCGCUACGUCGACACCACUCAGAUUUCUACUCCUACUAUUUUGGGGGUGUCGUGGAUACAGUGCUUGUGGUUAGAUCUGUGUCUACUCUGCUCAAUUAUGACUAUGUGUGGGACAUGAUCUUCCACCCCAACGGGGCCAUAGAAGUCAAAUUCCAUGCCACAGGCUACAUCAGCUCAGCAUUCUUCUUCGGUGCUGGUGAAAGGUUCGGGAACCGAGUUGCCGAGCACACGCUAGGCACGGUGCAUACCCACAGUGCUCACUUCAAAGUGGACCUGGAUGUGGCAGGGCUGAAGAACUGGGCCUGGGCAGAGGACAUGGCUUUUGUCCCCACAAAUAUACCUUGGCGUCCUGAUUAUCAGAUACAGAGGCUGCAGGUGACUCGGAAGCUGCUGGAGACAGAGGAUGAGGCUGCCUUCCCCCUGGGCGGUGCCACCCCACGCUACCUGUACCUGGCCAGUAACCACAGCAACAAGUGGGGUCAUAGGCGAGGCUACCGCAUCCAGAUAUUCAGCUUUGCUGGGGAACCACUGCCCCAGAAAAGCCCCAUAGAGAAAGCCUUCAGUUGGGGGAGGUACCACUUUGCUGUAACCCGGAGGAAGGAGGAGGAGCCUAGCAGCACUAGCAUCUUCAACCAGAAUGACCCAUGGACCCCCACUGUGGAUUUCGCUGACUUCAUCAGCAAUGAGACCAUUGCUGGGGAGGACUUGGUAGCCUGGGUGACAGCCGGUUUUUUGCACAUCCCACAUGCAGAAGACAUUCCCAACACGGUGACUGUGGCUAAUGGGGUGGGUUUCUUCCUCCGACCUUACAACUUUUUUGAUGAGGACCCCUCCUUCUACUCUGCUGAUUCCAUCUAUUUCCAGGAGGGCCAGGAUGCCAGUGCCUGUGAGGUCAACCCCCUGGCUUGCCUGUCCCAGACUGCCUCCUGUGCCCCUGACCUCCCUGGCUUCUCUCAUGCAGGCUUUACUUACAAUUAAGUGUCCCCUGGAUGGGCAGUCUAGCCAAGGUCCCUGGGGUAAGGGCCGGGGAGUAGAGCGACAGCUGGUCAUGCUGCCCUCUCUGUAACCCUCUAUCUUCCUGGAGCAACCUGAGCCCUUGAUGCCUGACGCACAGGGACACUGGGCUUUGUUCAUCUUGGCCGUACUGAGUUCCUGCCUUGGGAGAAGAGUAGCCUGUCUAGGAACCUGGAGUGAAGGCUAAGGGUUUUUUCCAGAUGGUUCCUUUUUUUUUAAUCUUCUUUGGAUUUUAUUAAAAUAUUUUUAUAGUCAUUUUGAGGGCUCAGAAAUAAGGAUAAUUCUCUAGCGACUCCAAAGCAGAGUCUCUCUGAGUCUUGAACAUCCACAUUGACCUGGAGGAUUCCUGCACUCUCUUCUUCACUUAAAGCCUCUUUUCUCUCCUUCCUCUUUCUUGCCCUCCCCUCCUGGAGUGUCCUGCUUGUUGUUUGCAGUCUAGAAUUUCCCACUCAGUCCAAAAGGGAUGUCCAUUCUUUGUGUUCUCUUGGCCCUCAUUUCUUAACUGCAGUCCAUUCUCCCGGUCCCGAGUCUGUGGACGUCUCAUGGAUGUAAUGGGAUGUCUUAUUGGGAAGGACCAAGCUUGUCUAUCCCCUAACAUCUAUCACAUGUCAAGAGUGGGAGUUGUCCCUGCUACAGUUCUGCUUUGCACUCUCUACAAGAAGACAGCAGGUGGCUUGGAGUUGCUGUGAUUAUAACACAUGGUCAUUUUAUUUCGACUCUGAGUGCCCUGCAGUAGCCAGUUUGGGACAGUGGAGGAGGAAGAGUGUGAGACGCAUCAAGGGUGAGGAAGGGACAAGGGCUGUCCAAUCAGAAGCAGGCAUGCAAACAAGCAUGGUAGAGGGCAAUGGCCUGGUGGGAACUGCUUCAGGGUUUCCUAUCACUGGUUGGUUUUCCUGAGAUCUGAACAGGGAACAGUACAAAGUAACGCCAAGUGAUUGGAAACAGAUCUAUCAUUCCUGAGCAGAGUGACCAGGCCUGGUCCAUUGUGAUACAGUUUUGCAGUGCAAUCCGACUAAGCUAAAAAUUGUCUUAUGUUAUUACAUGUUGCUAGGAAGUAACCUUCAAGGGGAAAGAGCAUGUAGAAACGUUUAUAGUCCACUCCCUGCUUGCGUUUUUAAAGGGAGGAGAUUAUAGAAGGAUGUGAGAGUGCACGGCUGUAAUCCCAGACUCCGGGUGGGGGCCUUGACUGAGCUACACAGUGAGACCUUAUCUCACAAAACCAAGGGCUAGAAAUGUGACUCUGGUAGAAUAACCAAGGCGCAGUUUUACUAUCUAUGCAUAUAUGUGUGUAUUUGCCCAUCAUGUACAAGGUAUUGGGUUGAAUUCUCAGCACCAUUACAAAGGAAAGAAAGGCACUGGAGAGAGAGCUCAGUGGUUAAGAGUGCACACACUGCUCUUGCAGGGGACCCAAGUUCAAUUCCCAGUGUCCACAGUAAGUGCUCACAACUACCUGUAACUCCAGCUCCAGCAGGUACAAUGUCCUUUUCAUGGACACCUAUACAUAUGCACAUACUCCCACCACAGAUGCAUAUAUAUAUAUACAUACAUAUAUAAAUAAAAAGACAAGAAAAUUAAAAAAUGA
Molecule: messenger RNA, 4069 nt
Organism: Mesocricetus auratus (golden hamster)
Lineage: Eukaryota; Metazoa; Chordata; Mammalia; Rodentia; Cricetidae
Product: membrane primary amine oxidase
Exons: 4
Coding region: 160-2451 (763 amino acids)
Biological process (GO): response to antibiotic; amine metabolic process
Cellular component (GO): Golgi apparatus; plasma membrane; early endosome
Molecular function (GO): quinone binding; copper ion binding; primary methylamine oxidase activity
Source: RefSeq, a predicted model, not a curated record